Molecule: messenger RNA, 177 nt
Organism: Aspergillus uvarum CBS 121591
Lineage: Eukaryota; Fungi; Ascomycota; Eurotiomycetes; Eurotiales; Aspergillaceae
Exons: 2
Coding region: 1-177 (58 amino acids)
Source: RefSeq, a predicted model, not a curated record
AUGGCCAAAUCAUCAAACGAUAUCAGUAGUAGUGAUAGUCAGUUGCAACGGUGCUCGGAGAGAUCCCGUCGGGUCAGCGUUCUUGCAAGCUGUUACAGUGUGAACACUAUCACCUCCACAGUUACUGGGUUCCACUACUGCACCACUACGGGCACCGGAGCACAGUGGUAUCCCUGA